Stegostoma tigrinum is the source of this 2838-nucleotide messenger RNA. Its product is annotated as atrial natriuretic peptide receptor 2-like. The coding region runs from base 54 to 2513 and encodes 819 amino acids. Gene Ontology annotation, molecular function: protein kinase activity; ATP binding; guanylate cyclase activity. Gene Ontology annotation, biological process: cGMP biosynthetic process; receptor guanylyl cyclase signaling pathway; intracellular signal transduction. NCBI's taxonomy places the organism in Eukaryota, Metazoa, Chordata, Chondrichthyes, Orectolobiformes, Stegostomatidae. The record is from RefSeq and is a predicted model, not a curated record. The transcript is spliced from 23 exons.
UGGACAGAAGUAGCAGGAACAACUACAGAGGAAACAUUGCAAAGAUAUCAGCAAUGGAACAUAAGAGACACAGGGCGGUUUUACAAAUCUUCCCUCUUUUCUUCAUGGUUACUCGAUCUUGGCAUGACUUAGAUAACACAGAAUAUGACUGUUGGCCCAUGGAGCACCCAGAUGAACACAACAUGAUAGACUGUGCUGGAUUGGAGAUGAGCUGGGUCAUCAGACCUCCUGAGAAAGUGCGGAGUGGGGAGGAAUUCAAUGUCACCUAUGCCCUCAUUGCUUCCGAUGACUUCUAUCAGACAGCUGUCAUGAAUGGAAUUCUGAAAUACAGCAAUGCAAGUGAAGCCAAAAGAUUUUGUGAAGAGAAGGAAUGUCCAAUCAACUGGAAAGAUGCAACUGAGAGGAACUGCUGUGUUUACCAUGCCAACAUCCACUCCUGUCCUCUGGCAUUCAUGAAAAAAGGUGGAAUCUGUGGUCCGUGGAUACCAGAUGAUGGGAAAAUAGUUACUCACACCAUUUCUCAAGCUGGCAAGAUGUCUCAACAAAACUGGACAAGUAAGGUGGUCCUGAUCCAUGUAGGAGUGACUUCUCUAAUUGCCCAUGUUAAAGUAGGGCGUAUGCAUGCUGCCUUGGAAGCGAAAACAACUGUAUUAAGCGCACAAGUUUGUGACGAUGGUGUUUGCGAUGGGGAUGAGCGAUGUGACACCUGUCCUGCUGACUGUGGAACCUGCCCCAUGACGAUUGGGAUCAAAGUUUCAAUUGGACUUCCGAUCACCCUGUUCUGUGGUGGCUUUAUACUCACUCUGGUGUGGCUGCAAUACCAAAAGCAGAAGAUGCUCUGGGACGAGAGCUGGAUCAUCAAUCUGAAUGAAAUUAAACUAGGGAGAGGUAUCACUGCAGCAGCUGGCAGCGUCAUUACUGUCCAACAAGCCAAUGGCAACUCGGUCACAAGUCUCAUGACAGACAUUACUACAAACACAUGCACUGCAAGCCCAUCACAUAAACAAGGAUUUAUACAGACAGGCAUUUAUGAUGGUCAAACAGUGGCUGUCAAAAGGAUUCCAAAGAAAACUUUUACUCUCUCAAAAACAAUCAGGAAAGAAGUCAAGCAAAUGAGGGAACUUGAUCAUCCAAAUUUGUGCAAAUUUAUUGGUGGAUCUGUCGAAGUCCCCAGUGUUACCAUAAUUACUGAAUACUGUCCAAAAGGGAGCCUGGUGGAUGUUCUGUUCAAUGAUGACAUUCCCUUGAACUGGGGAUUCAGAUUGUCAUUUGCCACUGACCUGGCUCGGGGAAUGGCUUACCUUCAUCAGCACAGAAUUUACCACGGGAGGUUACACGCUAUGAACUGCAUCAUCGAUGAUAGAUGGGUCUGCAAAAUCUCAGAUUACGGCUUAGCAGCUUACCGAAAGGAUGAUUUUGAAGAAUUUUCUCCCACGCUCAAUGCAAGGGCAAGAAGCAUUUACUGUGCUCCAGAAGCAUUUACAGGCUUGACUUCCAAUGUUACCCCAACUGCAGAUGUUUACAGCUAUUCCAUUAUACUGCUUGUAAUUGCAACACGCUGUGAGCCAGUCUCAGGGGACAUUGACCUCGAUAAGGUUGCACCAACUUGGCGUCCCUGCCUUCCCGAGAUUAAUGAUGAAAAGCCCAAUAGUGAUUGCCCAAACCAGGGGGAUUACACUGAGCUAAUCAAAAGGUGUUGGACACACAAUCCUCUUAUGAGACCCACGUUUGAACAAGUUAAGAAGAUGCUUGAGAAAAUGAACCCCAACAAAGUAAGCCCAGUUGACAAGAUGAUGAACUUGAUGGAAAAGUACAGCAAGCACCUGGAAUCUAUUGUGGCAGAAAGGACUCAAGACCUACUUCAGGAGAAACAAAAGACAGAUUCCCUGCUUUACAGCAUGUUACCAAAGCAAGUCGCUGAUGAUCUUCGCCAAGGGAUUACCUCACAAGCUCAAAGUUAUUCAAAUGCUACUGUGUUUUUCAGUGAUAUAGUUGGAUUCACCCAGCUCUCCAGUGCCAGCACGCCUUACCAGGUGGUGGAUUUCCUCAACAGACUCUACACCUGCUUCGAUGCUAUCAUUGAUAACUACGACGUCUACAAAGUUGAGACAAUUGGAGAUGCAUAUAUGGUGGUAUCAGGAGUGCCAAAAGAGAAUGGCAUCAAGCACGCGGCCGAGAUUGCAAGCAUGGCAUUGGAUUUGGUUGCAGUUUGCUCUUCAUUCAUCAUCCCACACAAACCAGAUGUUAAGUUGAAAAUCAGGGCGGGCAUACACUCAGGUCCACUGGUAGCUGGUGUGGUUGGAACCAAAAUGCCUCGUUACUGUUUAUUCGGAGAUACCGUUAACACUGCAUCAAGGAUGGAGUCAACAAGUGAGGCUUUAAAGAUACAAUGCAGUUCCAGUUCUUCUGAACUCCUGAAUGAAACCGGUGGCUAUAUUCUUAAAUGCCGUGGGCCGCUACUUGUAAAGGGUAAAGGAGAAAUGACCACAUGGUGGCUGGAAGGGAAAGCAUGAGCUGGAAAACAGUAAAUCACAGACCAAAGAAGUUCAAACCUAGUUAUUUCCAGCUGAAGACAGCAGUUCUGCACUUGACAAAAUUUUCACAACCAUUAAAUAUCCCAUCUAAUGUCCAAAUCAGAGCUUUGUGAUCAUACUUGUUUUGUAUGGUGUAUGAAUAGGACUGUAUCAAGUUAAUGUUGUCAAAGGUUGUUCAUAGCUUUGGUUUUGUAUUGGCCCGUACUUUUGUGUGAGCCCACCACUGUUGUAAUUUAACACUCCCGACUUCCUGAUCGUUUAAGCAAAACUUAUUGUUGGUAUCAAUUAUUUAAUCAUCAGUAAA